Messenger RNA from Mizuhopecten yessoensis (Yesso scallop), 1199 nucleotides. RefSeq names its product protein THEM6-like. The coding region runs from base 27 to 608 and encodes 193 amino acids. The transcript has 3 exons. The record is from RefSeq and is a predicted model, not a curated record. Lineage: Eukaryota; Metazoa; Mollusca; Bivalvia; Pectinida; Pectinidae.
UCCACUGGUGAUAUACAACAGGUAACAUGUUCGCCAUCGUCUGCCUCCUCGUCGUGUAUAUUCUCUUCGAUGUGAAUUACAUCGUUCGUCUCAUCUUCGUCGUCAUCUCCUCUAUUAUCCAACGACGAAUCGUGAAGAAGAAUGUACUCGAUCCCUGUGUCAUGGACGGUAUCGUCCUUACGACAGACCUAGACGCCAUGUUCCACAUGAACAACGCCAGGUAUUUGCGUGAAUGUGAUCUGGCACAAACGAAGUUAUGGUUGGAAAGUCAUGUGGUCGAGACGAUAGGUCAAAGGUUUCAGGUCACAAAUGCUGCCUCCAACAUCCGCUUCAGAAGGUCACUGGAGUUUCUCACACGAUAUCAAAUUAUCUCUCGGUUUCUCCACUGGGACGAGAAGGCUUUUUAUAUUGAGCAACAGUUCGUUCGUCUGUCUGACGGGUUUGUGUGUGCGGUGAACAUAUGUAAGCAGGCUACUAUAGGAUGUACUCCCAGCAGCAUGAUCAAACGUGUUGACGAACACCUAAUCUCGCCUCCUAUGACUGAAGAGCUUAGGGCACUAUUUGCUACCUGGAAACUCUCGAGUGAACGUCUGAGAAAGUCGUCAUGAUGCCAUGGAAAUUAGUUAUAUAUUUUCUUUGAAAAUAGUGGAGAUCAGUUUUUCCUCAUGAUUCCUAUCCCCUUAAAAUGCCUGAUAAUUAUAGUUUACGCUUGAAAUACGAUUGAUAUUUUGUAAAAUUUCAUAAUAAACUGACCGACCAACUUAUUUUGAAAAUUACCAUCCAGAACAAAUUCUCGUGAUUUUCGUGUGACGUCAUAAUUAACUGAUUAACUGCAAAGUUGUUUGACACGAAAUCGAACACACCAGAAUUGGUUUUACCCAAUUCGAGAAGGCAUAGUUGGUUUACAUCAAAACAGGUGACGUGUAAUUGCUAAAUUUGAAUUAAAGAAAUCAAUCAUUGAAACAUUCGAAUCGUCGAUAAUACAGCAGGUUCCGGUUAUUGGUUUUGUGUUCUCAAUAAAAUAUCUCAAAACCCCGAAUUAUACAUCCCACCUCAAAGGGUUUUUAUACGAGGAUUUACUUAAUAAAAAUCUUCAUUUAUAGGGCUCUGCUCUUGAUCUGUGGCUUUUCGAUAUCGAGUGCUCAAUUACAAAAAAUACAGUUAAAACAUAUUCUGAACUGUUGCAAUACCUUAUGAUA